Molecule: messenger RNA, 1156 nt
Organism: Ipomoea nil (Japanese morning glory)
Lineage: Eukaryota; Viridiplantae; Streptophyta; Magnoliopsida; Solanales; Convolvulaceae
Product: protein SELF-PRUNING-like
Exons: 5
Coding region: 140-679 (179 amino acids)
Biological process (GO): negative regulation of flower development; vegetative to reproductive phase transition of meristem
Cellular component (GO): nucleus; cytoplasm
Source: RefSeq, a predicted model, not a curated record
AAUAUGAUGGUUACUAUAUAUAUGAGAACAAGAAGCCCCUCAAAAUCCUAAGUUGUCUUAGAAGCUCAUCAUCAUAUAGCUCUCUCACAUAUACAUACAUCUCUCUCUCUCUCUUUCUCUCUCUCUGGUAACAUUAGACAUGGCAGGAAGAAGCUUGGAGCCUCUGAUACUGGGUAGGGUUAUAGGGGAUGUUGUGGAUGCCUUCACUCCCACAGUGACAAUGGAAGUAACAUACAACACCAACACCAACAAGAGAGUCUGCAAUGGACAUGAGUUUUUCCCCUCUGCUGUCAACUCUAGACCUAGGGUUGCCAUAAAUGGUGCUGAUUUGAGAACUUUCUUCACUUUGGUGAUGACUGACCCUGAUGUUCCUGGCCCUAGUGAUCCUUACCUGAGAGAGCAUCUCCAUUGGCUAGUAACUGAUAUUCCAGGCACCACAGAUGCUACUUUUGGCCGAGAAGUGGUUACCUACGAAAUUCCGAAGCCAAACAUAGGAAUCCAUAGGUUUGUGUUUGUUCUGUUCCGACAAACACGGAGGCUGUCUGUCAGCUCCCCGUCCGCCGCCGCUUCCAGGGAUCACUUCAACACCCGCCUCUUCGCCGCCGAGAACGGCCUCGGGUCGCCGGUGGCCUGCGUCUUCUUCAACGCCCAACGGGAAACCGCCGCAAGACGUCGCUAACCAGCUACCCUACCCCCCUCCACCCCCCCCCCCCCCCCAAAAAAAAAAAAAGAAAGAGAAUCUUUCACAUAUUGCAAGUGUACUGUUUCCAUUAAAAGCUAAUGAAGCUCUUUGAAUGCGAUUGCUGCAUAAUUAGAAUCUUUGGUCUGAGUUUCUGAACUGUGCAAGCUAGGAGGGUUGAUAGAUCAGAUUUAAGUUGCUUUUGUGGGUGGGUAGUCAAGAAGGGAAUGAUGAAGUACACGUGGCGGGAACCCAUUGCUGGAUGGGGGGCUGUUAGGGUUUAUUGUUUAUUUUUGGGGUCUUCAAUUAUGCAUAUAUGGGUGAUUGAGUUGAUAAACAUCAUGCCCAUAACAACCUAGAUUGCCAUGCUACUUUUGAUGAGUUGUCUGUGUUUUUUCUGCAAAAUAAUUGCAGCACAAAUAUUCCUAGCUAUCUAGCUAGUUUGUGUGACAAUAUAUAACUAAAGAAUGAACAACA